Messenger RNA from Arabidopsis arenosa, 2520 nucleotides. Lineage: Eukaryota; Viridiplantae; Streptophyta; Magnoliopsida; Brassicales; Brassicaceae. The record is from the annotation of a GenBank genome assembly.
AUUCACUCGCACUCUCAGCACUUUUCACUUACCUCAAAACCGCUUCCUAAAACCAUAAGCUGUUUCCCGACAAAAUCUAUUUCCUUUCGAUACUAUCCAAGAGUUACUCCCAUAUUUCAUCGACAAUAUCUUUCAGAAUCCCAAAGACAAAAACCAACAGCAAAAAUGUCUCAGUCAAACAUGGUACCAGUGGUUAACAACGGAGAUGGUGACAACAACGAAAACAACAACAACGUUAACAACAACAAUGGUGGAGCUGACAACACUAAUGCUGGAAAUGAUUCUGGAGUUCAAGAACUCGGAAGUGGGAAUACCUCAAGUGGCAAUCAUGGAGAAGGGUUGGAAAACAAUCAAGCUCCUCCUCCUAAGAAAAAGAGAUACAAUCGUCACAGCCAACUUCAGAUUCAGGAGUUGGAAUCUUUCUUCAGAGAGUGUCCUCACCCAGAUGACAAUCAAAGGAACGCACUUGGCGUUCAAUUGGGAUUGGACCCUGUUCAGAUCAAGUUCUGGUUCCAAAACAAACGCACUCAGAGCAAGAAUCAACAAGAACGCCAUGACAACUCAGAACUUCGGACUGCCAACAACCAGCUUAAGUUUGAGAAUCAGCGGUUAAAAGAAGCUAUUCGUCAAGCCUCAUGCCCUAAGUGUGGAGGCAAAACUGCAAUUGGCGAGAUGUGCUUCGAAGAGCACCAUCUUCGCAUCCUCAACGCUCGUAUGACUGAAGAGAUCAAGCAGCUUUCCGCCACAGCGGAAACGAUAGAAAAGUUAAGGGGCAAGCCGGUAAUGAGCCAUCCCGGUAUGUCUCCUCCAACUUUCGAGUUCGGGAUGGGAUCUAAUGGAAGAGAUGUGUAUGGAAAUGUCGGAAACCACUCGAGGGAAACCACUGGAGCGGCAGAUAAUAAGCCGAUCAUCAUGGAGUUGGCAGUUGGAGCCAUGGAGGAGCUCUUGGUGAUGGCUCAAGUGGCUGAACCACUGUGGAUGGGAGGAGUUGAUGGUACUAGCUUAGCUUUGAACUUGGCUGAAUACACAAGGACGUUUCGCAAGGGUCUCGGUCCUAGACUUAACGGGUUUCGAACCGAGGCAUCCAGGGAAACCGGAAUCGUGGCGAUGUGUCCUAUUGGCAUUGUUGAGAUGCUCAUGGACGAGAAUCUGUGGUCAACAAUGUUUCUCGGAAUUGUUGGUAGAGCCAAGAAUCAUGAACAGAUAUGCGCUGAUGCUGCUGGAAACUUCAAUGGAAAUCUCCAAAUAAUGAGUGCUGAGUACCAAGUGGUUUCGCCGCUGGUCUCGACCCGCGACAGCUACUUCGUCCGCUACUCUAAGCAGCAAGGAGAGGGUUUGUGGACGGUGGUCGAUGUUUCCAUCGACCAUCUCCUCCCAAACCUUCACCCUAAAUGUCGCCGCCGCCCCUCUGGAUGUCUGAUUCAAGAAAUUCAUAGUGGUUACUCCAAGGUUACAUGGGUGGAACAUGUGGAAGUAGAUGACAGUGCAGGAAGUUACAGCAUCUUUAAGCACUUAAUCUGUACUGGUCAAGCUUUUGCUGCUAACCGCUGGGUUGCAGCAUUGGCACGCCAGUGUGAGCGAAUAUCUAGCAUGUUGGCUACAAAUUUUCAAUCCGUCGAUUCCGGUGAACACAUAACGCUAACGAACCAUGGAAAGAUGAGCAUGCUGAAAAUAGCUGAGCGGGUUGGGAGAAGCUUCUUUAAUGGAUUGACCAGUUCGAUGGGGUCUACAUUUUCUGGUGCUGGUGGUGAGGAUAUCAGAGUGAUGACAAUGAAGAGCGUGGAUGAUCUAGGAAAGCCUCCCGGUAUCAUUCUUUGUGCAGCCACUUCCUUUUGGGUUCCUGUUCCUCCUAACACUGUCUUUGACUACCUCAGAGAUGAGACUAAUCGAGCCCAGUGGGAUGUUCUCUGCGAGGGAGAGAUGAUGCAGAAGAUAGCAGAGGUUAUAAAUGGGAGAGACAAUAGGAACUGUGCAAGUUUACUCCGGAAAGUAAACACUUGCCAGACCAAGAUGAUGAUAAUUCAAGAGACCUCUACUGAUCCAACAGCUUCAUUUGUGCUCUAUGCGCCUGUUGAUAUGAAAUCAAUGGAGAUUGCUCUCCAUGGAGGUGGUGAUCCUGACUUUGUGGCUCUGCUUCCUGUUGGUUUUGCUAUUCUUCCGGAUGGUACGGGUCAGCCUGGAGGAAACGAAGGAGGAUCACUCCUGACCGUUUCCUUCCAAAGGCUGGUUGAGUUAGGUCCUUCCGGUCAGCUGAGUACUACCUCUGUUGCAACCACUGAGAAUUUUAUUCGUAGAACCGUGCUGAGGAUCAAGGCUUUGUUUCCUUGUCAGACUGCUUGAACCACCCCCAUUUCGGAAAGUGAGCUUAAUGGAAGAAGGAGAGUGAGUUUGUGUUGAAGAUCAGGUUUUAGAGUUUAUUGGAGAGCUUCAAAAGGGGAGGAGUCAAGAACGAACCUCAAGGAGAUUGGUUUUACGAGGUUCGGGAUUUGACUUGCCCUGGAAUAUACCCAUUCCAGAUGG